Molecule: messenger RNA, 1086 nt
Organism: Stylonychia lemnae
Lineage: Eukaryota; Ciliophora; Spirotrichea; Sporadotrichida; Oxytrichidae
Source: the annotation of a GenBank genome assembly
AUGGUCUCAGCAACCCCUACUAAAAUGGAAUAUAGAUACCUCGGUAAUUCAGGACUCAAAGUGUCAGUGUUUUCAUUUGGAAACUGGCUUAACUCAAAUAAAAAUGAGAACUACGAGAUUACAAGAGAUGCCAUCAAAGUUUGUUUCGAAAAUGGAGUCAACUUCUAUGAUACUGCUGAGGUUUAUGGCUUCGGAGAGGCUGAGUCUCAAAUGGGAAAAGCAUUCAAAGAACUUGGAUUAAGAAGAGAAGAUCUCGUUGUCUCAACCAAGCUUUUCAAAGUUAGUAUGACUGGUAUCAAUGACACUUUCCUUUCAAGAAAGCAUAUCGUUGAAGGUCUUAAGAAUUCUCUGAAGAGAUUGGAUAUGAGCUAUGUUGAUGUUGUUUUCUGCCACAGACCAGAUUAUGAUACUCCAUUAGAGGAAACUGUCAGAGCAAUGAGUUAUGUUAUUGAUUAAGGUUUGGCCUUCUACUGGGGAACUUCAGAGUGGCCAGCUGAUAGAAUCUCAAAAGCAAUCGAACUUUGCGAAAGAUUGAAUCUCCACAAACCAAUCGUAGAACAGCCAGAGUACAGCAUGCUAUGGAGAUCUCCAUUCGAGAAGAAUUUAAGAAGAAUAUUUGGAGAGUACAAAUACGGAAGUACUAUUUGGUCUCCACUUGCAGGUGGUCUACUAACUGGAAAAUACAAUGAUGAUGUCAUUCCAGAAGGAAGUAGAUAUAGUGUCCAUGGAAAUUACUUAAAUCACAUUUGGACUAAAUGGAUGUCUGAUGAGAAGAAAGAAUCUACAUUGAUUAAGCUCAGAGCUCUAGGAGAACUUGCCAAAGAGCUUGGCUUCACUCAAGCUCAACUUGCUCUAGCUUGGGCUAUCGCCAACAGAGAUGUCUCAACUUGCAUCCUUGGGUUUACAAGAAUUGAAUAAGUAUCUGAAAAUCUUAAAGCCCUUGAGCUCUACUAAUAAUGGAAUGAUGAUAUUGAGAAAAAAGUAAGAGAUAUUUUAGGCAACGACCCUGAGGUCGAUAUGGACUGGAGAAGAUGGGCUCCAAUGCCAUUAAGAAGAGAUGAUGCACUAAAAGCUCAAAGAUAAUGA